Messenger RNA from Sceloporus undulatus (fence lizard), 1257 nucleotides. RefSeq names its product squalene synthase-like. Bases 1 to 1257 code for a protein of 418 amino acids. The record is from RefSeq and is a predicted model, not a curated record. Lineage: Eukaryota; Metazoa; Chordata; Lepidosauria; Squamata; Phrynosomatidae. Gene Ontology annotation, biological process: cholesterol biosynthetic process; farnesyl diphosphate metabolic process. The transcript has 8 exons. Gene Ontology annotation, cellular component: endoplasmic reticulum membrane. Gene Ontology annotation, molecular function: squalene synthase [NAD(P)H] activity.
AUGGAGCUGUUAAAGAAAUGGCUGGGCCACCCCAAGGAGCUGUACAACUUGGUGAGGUUCAAGAUGGGAGGUUACAAGACUGUGAUGCUCAAGAUGGACCAGGACUCGUUAAGUGACAGCCUCUGCCUCUGCUACCGGUAUCUCAACCAGACCAGCCGGAGCUAUGCCGCUGUCAUCCAGAUGCUUGAUGGGGAGCUGCGCCAUGCGGCUUGCAUCUUCUACUUGAUUAUCCGGGCUGUAGACACAGUGGAGGAUGACAUGACAAUCAACCUGGAAACCAAGAUCCCCAUGUUACAGAACUUCCACUCCUACCUGUAUCAGCCAGACUGGCGAUUCAUGGACAGCAAUGAGAAACACAAACAAGUGCUGGAGAAUUUCCAAAUGAUAUCCUUGGAGUUCCGGAAGCUGGGGAAGGUCUAUCGGGAUGUGAUUGCUGAUAUUUGUCACAGGAUGGGCCUUGGGAUGGCUGAGUUCUUGGAGAAGAAAAUGGAAUCGGAGAAGGACUGGGACAAGUACUGUUACUAUGUUGCUGGCCAGGUUCUGGUUGGACUCUCCCAGUUCUUCUCUGCAACCAAGCUGGAAGACCCUAUUGUUGGCCAGGACACAGAGCUUGCCAACUCCAUGGGGCUUUUUCUGCAGAAAACCAACAUCAUCCGAGAUUAUCUGGAAGACCAACUUGAGGGCAGAGAUUUAUGGCCUCAAGAGGUUUGGAGCAAGUAUGCAAAGAAGAUGUCAGAUCUGGCCAAGCCUGAAAACACUGACAAAGCCGUGCAGUGUUUGAAUGAGCUCAUCACCAAUGCCUUGCAUCACAUUCCUGAUGUAUUGACAUACUUGUCUCGACUGAAGAACCAGAGUGUGUUUAACUUCUGUGCCAUCCCACAGGUAAUGGCCAUUGCCACUUUGGCAGCCUGCUACAACAACCAACAGGUCUUCAGGGGAGUGGUAAAGAUCCGGAAGGGGCAAGCCGUCACGCUGAUGAUGGAUGCCACCAACAUCCAGGCUGUCAAAGCCAUCAUGUACCAGUAUGUAGAAGAGAUCUACCAGAAGAUUCCCAGCACAGACCCUUCUGCCAGCAGAAUGCAACAGAUCAUCACGUCUAUCCGCUCCAUGACCUUACCUGGAGGAGCACUUGUCUCCAGGACCCAUUACUCUCCCAUUUACUUGUCCUGUAUGAUGCUUUUAACUGCCUUGAGCUGGCAGUAUCUGAGCAUGAUGUCAAAGGUAGCUGAAGAAUACAUACACACUGGUGAGAACUGA